Molecule: messenger RNA, 774 nt
Organism: Syngnathoides biaculeatus (alligator pipefish)
Lineage: Eukaryota; Metazoa; Chordata; Actinopteri; Syngnathiformes; Syngnathidae
Product: retinoschisin-like
Exons: 6
Coding region: 1-768 (255 amino acids)
Source: RefSeq, a predicted model, not a curated record
AUGGAGGCCGGCGUUCGUUGGGCCGGGCUCCUUUGCCUCCUCGUCCUCUCGCAGGUCCUGACUGCUGUUCACUCUCAGGAGGAAGAGGAGAUCCUGCAGGUGGAGGAGGAGCUGCAGGAGGAGGAUCAGCAGAUCGCGGAGACCUGGACCCCCAGGAACGUGCAAGCGUGCACGUGCGACUGUGAGGCCGUGCCGCCCGGCGGGCCCCCCGACGUCGUCGCCGCCGCCCCGCCGGCGCCGGAGCUGCCCGCGGGCCGCCAGUUGACUUGCAUGCCAGAGUGUCCGUACCACAGAGCUCUGGGCUUCGAGUCCGGCUCGGUGACCUCGGAGCAGAUCAGCUGCUCCCACCAGGACCAGUACAGCAGCUGGUACUCGUCCUGGGUCCCCAACAAGGCUCGACUCAACAACCAGGGCUUCGGGUGCGCGUGGCUGUCCAAGUACAACGACCUGCACCAAUGGCUGCAGAUCGACCUGCAGGAAGUGGGCGUGGUCUCGGGCAUCCUGACGCAGGGCCGCUGCGACACGGACGAGUGGAUCACCAAGUACAGCGUCCAGUACCGCACGGUGGAAACGCUCAACUGGGUCUACUACAAAGACCAGACGGGAAACAACAGAGUGUUCUACGGGAACUCGGACCGCUCGUCCACGGUUCAGAACCUCCUGCGCCCGCCCAUCGUGGCGCGCUACAUCCGCCUGCUGCCGCUGGGCUGGCACACCCGCAUCGCCGUCCGCAUGGAGCUGCUCAUAUGCGUGAGCAAAUGCGCGUGACGGACC